CUGGAAUUCACCGCCUUCUUCUGCCCUCCCUUCCCUCUCCAGGCGUGUUCUCGCCGAACCCGAACCCGAAUGCCAUCAUGAUGCCCUAAAUUGAUGGAUAUCUGCUUGCGUUUUUGCUGCUAUCGGCAUUUCUCCCUUGCCAUGGCGUGCGAGUGGCUCCAGGCACCUUCCUGAUCCCCUCCCAGCCCGUCGGCAAGACAGCCGUCAAGGCGCACAGUGUUGCUCUGCGUGCGCAGAAGAGCCAGACCACAAAGAGCGACAGACACCCAUGGUAGGCGACACACAGAAGAAUCAGUCAGCAGCCACUGAGAGAUCUGUGAGGCCUUAUCUUGUGUGUGUUGAUUGAUUGAGAUCAGGCGUAUAUGCUCUUCGGUGAAGCCGACCUUUGGGAGAAAGGCCGAGAUUUUGUGGCAGAGGUAGGUAGACACAGAAAUGACAACACGGGGGCUCACCUCGGCUUACUUACAGUGCUGACCCCGUGUGUGUACACCUACAGGUGGAGGAGAGGGCUCUGGCAGAGGGAAAGAUUCCCAAGGUCAGUGACCAGCUCAGGGAACUUCAAAGGGCGAAAGGACGCGCUUUGGACGAGCUCUACAGCAUCAUUUACGAUAAGGGCUGGUGGGCGCUGGCGUUCUAUGGCCGCAUCGUUCAGCUGAGGCGGAAAAUCGACAAGUGGCAGGACGAGUUUGAUGAGCUGUGGGCAAAAUAUCAGAGACUCGGUGCGAUUGAUCACACACACGGGCACACGUGCGUUCUCUUUCUCAUGUAUGUCUUUCCUUGUGUGUGUGCACACAUCACUCAGAAGGGCCACCGGGCCCCAAGACCUGGCUUGAAUUAUUCCCGUAGCUAAUCAGCAGGGAGGGAAUGCACACGUGAGUGCGUAGCCUUGUAGGUUCUUCGUGGCAUGUCUGAAUGAUGACGCACAGACGAUCUACCGAUUCCGCCAGGCGGAUAGCUGCACCCUACAGACAUAAUGUGAGCCACCUUUUUUCCUCUCGAUUUGACGCCCUUCUGUCUGUCUGUCUGUCUGUCUGUCUGUCUCGUUCACUCGGGAACACUCACGUGCGUGUCUGUCUGC
Messenger RNA from Vitrella brassicaformis, 1078 nucleotides. Lineage: Eukaryota; Vitrellaceae. The record is from the annotation of a GenBank genome assembly.